GGCGUAUCGCAGGUUCAAGUCGAUGGGGAAAUUGGAAAGGCACAAGUAAAGGUAAAAUUGCUGGGGAGGGUGGGGUGAUUUGCUUGUCCUUUCGGCGGCCUACCAAUUCAUUCUCUCAAAGGUUCCGAUGCAUCUUUUUUCCCUUUUCGGUGCAGAAAUUAAAUCGCCAGCCAUUCUACAGCUACACUGCCGUGGAAGGCCGGGAUGGCGCCGGGCCGAACUCUAAGUGCAAUAAACCCGAGGCUAUCAGGCACAAGCUUUUGAUUCACUCAUCUGGAAACUCACAAUUCGCCUGGUUUCUGGACUUGUUCUAGUUGGACGCCUGUCGUACCUUGCCUGGCCAAGGUGUCUAGGGCUCACUAGGUGCAGCUUGGCAGGUCCCGUCUGCACCUUUGCCGGCCGCAAUGGGUUAGAUGUAUGUCCUACCCAGGGGCCCCUCGACUCUGCCUGCUUAUUUGCCUACGGACCGGACCAUUCAUUAGUCUACUAAAGCGUCAAGUCGCCUUGGUAAAUAUGGCUCUGUCAUUGUGUUGACAGAUAUUCAGCAGAAAGACGGAAACAAUAUCACCGACCAUCCAUCAUGUUUCCGAUAAAUCCUUUUCUUUUGAGAUUGACUACCAAAGAAAGUGCGAUUUGUUUUCUCGGCCAAGUAAUCAAUAGAGGGUCAGCCCUGGAGGAACCUUAUAAAGCAAGUCGAGGGUGAUAAAAAUUGCAGUCGCUACUCGGUCCUCUUCUGAUCCAUGGACGGGUCCAGGUCAAGGUUUGUGGCUUGCCGGCCGAACAAAUUCUGAUUCUGACGAUUUUGCGUGUCGAGUGAGGGGAUAUCAAGCUAUUGAUGGGGGAGUUUGGCAGACAUUCGAGGAUAAAACAGGGCGUUCCUGGCACCGAUCCGAGUAGUUGUCUUGUCCCAUAUUUGCUCAAGUUUUGGACUCUUCCAUGUCUUGGUUGUCGCAAGGAAAUCGUUCAGCCAACAGCAAUCUCUACCCCAAAAUGCGUCUCAUUGCACUCCUAGGUCUGGGCAUGCAGGCCAUGGUCCUGGCAGCCCCGGCGACGGCCUCCAAGUCCAUGAUGUACAAGGAGGAGGAGUGGACAAUUCGUGAUCUCUCUCGUUCUUGCGGUCAUCGCCGCCAUGAUGACGACCGUCAUGGCAACGACCAUGAUUACGACCACGACUACGAGCAUGGAAAAGACCGAGAGAAGGGCCGUGGGAAGGGCCGUGGGCACAGACAUGGCAGAGACCACGGCAAAGGAUAUGAUCACGGACGCAACGGCUAUCAUGACGAUGACCGUGACGGGUACGACGAGGGCAGAAAGAGCCAGAAUGGCCACUACGGCAGCAACAGGAAUGGGUACAACCCGCACAAGCACCGAAACACCGAGAAACCCAGCCGUCAACACAGAGACGGCAAGGACGGCUACCACGACGACGACAGACGCAAAGGCUACACCGCCAGCGACGAGUCCCACGGGCCCCGCGCCAAGCUCAGCCUCAACAAGACCCUCGACGCCAACGGCGGCGCCGCAGUCGCAAACGCCACGACGCAGCUCCACGCCACCACCACCACCGUCAGGCACGGCCACGACGACGAGGCCAGGUGCCGCUGGUCGUUCACGGUGGUGACGCAGCAGCGCGGCCGGCAGCGCUGCGGCUUCGAGGCGGGCUGGCGGGCGUCGGCGGCCGAGGUCCGCUGCGGCGGGCACUUUGCCGUCGCGGGCAGCUGGUCGGGCCAGUUUGGCGAGGACCAGGGCUUCACGACGCUGUCCGUCGUCGACCGCGAGCGCCGGCUCGUCGUCUGGCCCGCCUACAGAGACGCGCAGCUCGAGGGCGGCAGGGUCGUCAGGCCCGAUCAGAGCUAUGUGCCGCAGCGUCUUCCUUGAGUGGGGGAGGUUGUGGCGUCUGCUGUGGUGCAGGUUGGCGGUAUGUGCUGGUGGAGAAAAAAUGGCGAGGUUCGAGUUAGUCCCGUCGAGGGCGGCGUCGAGGGCGGCGUCGAGGACGGUAAUGUAUUGGAGGUAAUGCAGUGAGAUUUUGGGGUGUCGGCAAAGGAGUUGAAAAAGUCCGUGCGGCUGACGGCUUGUCUGGAAAUACAUAGUGUUGGGCCUGCCAUUCUGUCCAGUUAACGUCCGCGUGUGCGUUGGCGAGUGGCAACCCGAGGAAGAAUAUUGGUAUCGAUGUGAUUGUUGGCUACUGCGUUGCCGUGGACACACGCCAUUAGAAAAGAGAGUAAAAGAUCCAAGACAGCGUGACAUUUGCAUUUUGCUCAGUG
Molecule: messenger RNA, 2264 nt
Organism: Pyricularia oryzae 70-15
Lineage: Eukaryota; Fungi; Ascomycota; Sordariomycetes; Magnaporthales; Pyriculariaceae
Exons: 2
Coding region: 937-1878 (313 amino acids)
Source: RefSeq, a predicted model, not a curated record